Antechinus flavipes (yellow-footed antechinus) is the source of this 1702-nucleotide messenger RNA. It is a transcript of the gene HRC, whose product is annotated as histidine rich calcium binding protein. The transcript has 6 exons. The record is from RefSeq and is a predicted model, not a curated record. Gene Ontology annotation, molecular function: calcium ion binding. Lineage: Eukaryota; Metazoa; Chordata; Mammalia; Dasyuromorphia; Dasyuridae. Bases 154 to 1626 code for a protein of 490 amino acids.
GGGGGCUGAGACUAGCCCCCUGCGGCUGAGCUCAGAGGGCACCGGGACCUGCAGGAGACAGCCACGGGAAGGCCACCGGUCCCCGAGCCCCAGUCGCAGGAGGGUCGGAGGGAGAGAGCACCCCCGCGGAGAGCGGGAGCCCGGGCUGACCUCAUGGGGCCCCUUCGGCCAGGCCUCGGCUGCGUCCUGCUCCUCCUGCUGCUGUCCGCCUCCCGGGCCCCCGCCGGGCUCUCCGCAGCCCAGGCCCUGAGCCCCCCGGGAGGGCCUGAGCAUGGAAGCCUGCCCCACCACGCGGUGCCCGGGCCCGGGGACCCCGGGGAGGACGACGGCUCCUCGGCAGAGUCUGGCCUCUGGGCGGCCCGGCGCGAGCACAGCCACCCCGAGGACAAGCCUGUGGACCACGGGCACUGGGGUGGAGAAGAGGAGGAGGACGAUUCCCGGGAGCAGAGGCCCGGGAGCCGGGAGGCCGAGGGCGACCGGAGCGCCUCAGAGGAGCGGGAGGACGAGGAGCCCGACUCCACAGAGCUCGGCCGCCAGGCUUUUGGGGACCCGGGGCCCGAGGAGCGAGAAGCAGCGUGGGGCCCCCCGGUGAGCCCCAGGGAUGACUCCAUGGAAGAGGAGCCCCUUAGUCCAGUCUCUGCCAAGUACCCAGGGGAGGAGGAGGAAGAGGAGGAGGAAGACUCUGUCCCUGAGCCCAGCCACUGGGGAAGUCCCGGGGGCAGCAGAGGGCCCCAAGGGCAGGAGGAGGAGGGGGAGGAGGAAGGGGAGGAGGAGGAGGAGGAGGCCGCUCACUGGAGGGGACCCCAGAGUCCAGCAGAGUCAGAAGAGGAGGCUGGGCCCACGGACAGCGAGGAGGAGCCCACAAGAGGAGACAGCAGCACCUUUGCUGAUCAGGACCAGGCACUGCCAGGCCUUCAGGAGGAGGAGGAGAAGGAGAAGGAGGAGGAGGAGGAAGAGCACUGGGGAGGCCUGAGGCUCCGAGCCCAAGAGGAGGAGGAGGAGGAGGAGGAAGAGGAGGAAGAGCACUGGCGAGGCCUGAGGCUCCGAGCCCAAGAGGAGGAGGAGGAGGAGGAGGAGCAGCCCUGGGGAGGCCUGAGUCUCAGAGCCCAGGAGGAGGAGGAGGAGGAGGAAGAAGGCCAUGAGAGAAGCCGGCUGGAGACUGAGCAGUUGGAAGUCUCCGCUGUGGAGGAGCCCCUGAGGGCCGAGGUCCCCCGUGAGGACCAAGGAGAGGAAGCUGAGGCUGGUGCCCCCGAGGCCAGAGACAGCUGGGAAGAAGAGGGCAGCAGGGCCCCCGGAGAGGAGAGCCUGGAAGAGCACAGCGAGGAGCAGGAGGAGCAGGAGGAGGAGGCCCGAGGCCAGGGCCCGAAGGAGGACGAGGAAGAGGAGUACCAGCCAGGCUCCCUGUGCCACUACUGCGGCUUCUGCAAGAGAUGUACUGAGUGCGAGUCCUGCCGCUGCGACGAGGAAAACAUGGGAGAGCACUGCGAUCACUGCAAGCACUGCCAGUUUUGCUAUCUCUGCCCUCUGCUCUGCGAGACCGUCUGUGCCCCUGGAGGCUAUGUGGACCACUUCUCAUCCAACCUGUUUCAGGCCCUGGCCGAGAUGGUGGAAACCCCAGAACCGUGAUGAAAUUUUGGACAAACCGCAACCCCCACUCCUGGCUCCACCCGCUUAUUUAUUUUGAAUAAACCCGAUCCUUGCA